Molecule: messenger RNA, 1615 nt
Organism: Medioppia subpectinata
Lineage: Eukaryota; Metazoa; Arthropoda; Arachnida; Sarcoptiformes; Oppiidae
Source: the annotation of a GenBank genome assembly
GGAGCGAGACAUUGGUAUGAACAUGAUCAGCAUAUUCAUAGAGCGAUGCUGUGAUUUGGAUACCUUAUCGCACGACAUGCCCGCUAACCCUCUGUUCCUGGCGUUUAAUACUGCGAUCGGAAAACAUACGGCACUCGCGAACGACAUCUAUUCAUUCAAGUCAGAGGUAUCAAAAGAUGAGGGUAUAUAUGGUUACCUGUAUUUGUUAAUGGUUUACGAACACUGGGACUGUCAACAGGCCAUCGACCAGAUGGUGGCCGAGGAGCACGGUUUAUGGUUCGCGUGUAUUAACUACGGCUCACAACUCGUAGAGUACGGCAUACCUGAGCUGACAGAGUAUGUGCAUCAAAUGAUAUACUUUAUUAAAGGAAAUUGCAACUUCUCUAUAAUGAACGGCCAGUUGCACUACAAAAGUGUUUAUUAUAGGAAGGGUUCAUCCAGCGGGAGGUUCUGUUAUAGGUAUAGAAAAUCCAAAAUAUAUUUUAAAACCGUUCAUUCAAAGGAGGUGUUCAUCCAAGAGAAGUUCACCCAAGAGAAGUUGCACUCUGUAGACUCUAAUGAGCUGUACGGCUGUCUAACUAUGGAUGUGAUCGCAAACUGCGCUUUCGCUACAAAAACCAACGCUUUUAAAAACCCAAACAAUGCAUUUGUAGUGAAUGAGAGAAAUGUGCUUAAAUUGUCGGUUUUGAAAUUAAUUUCGAUGCUUUUGUUGCCUCAGUUUGUGUUAAAUAUAUUAAAAUUCAAAACAUUAUUGAAUGAAAAGUCAGUCGAGUUUUUCUCUACAAUUUUACGACAAAUAUUAAGAGUUAGGGAGAAAUCAGAGGCAAAAUCCAAUGAUUUGAUUGAUCUCAUGAUGAGAGCAAAGGAAGGAAAGGAUAACAUUAAUGAUGAGAGCGAUGGACACGAGUCUCAUCACAUCAAUGAAGGUGAAGAGGAAUUAGAAAUCACAAACAAAAUACUGAAUAUAAAGCCAUCGAACAAAUUCAUAACAGAGGAUGAGAUGAUAGCGCAGAUGUUUAUUGUACUUUUAGCCGGAUAUGAGACCACAGCGACUACACUCGCCUUCUGUUCCUAUGAAUUGGCACUCAAUCCAGACGUUCAGCAAAAACUAUACGAAGAAGUGAUGUCUUCGAUGGACACAAACGGAGAGAUUGGUCACGAAGUGUUGACAAAACUCCCGCUUUUGGACGCAGUCAUUGCUGAGACGCUUAGACUCCACACACCUCUCGUUAUAAUAGGCAGAUAUGCGGCCGAAGAUUACCGGUUGGGAAGCACUGGGAUUACUGUAUAUAAGGGACAAGCCUUGGAAAUACCUGUUUAUGCUAUCCAUCACUCGCGAGAAUAUUAUCCAAACCCCGAAAUGUUUAUUCCCGACCGCUUUCUACCCGAAAACCGUCACAAAAUAAUUCCCUACACUUAUCUGCCCUUCGGUUCCGGUCCUCGCAAUUGCAUUGGAAUGAGGUUUGCAUUAAUGGAAGCGAAGUUAGGUUUGGCUCGUAUUAUACGGAGGGUUCAGUUGACCCGAAGUCCGCGAACAGAUAUUCCAUUAAUUUUACUUAAAAAUCCUGCCCUAAAAAGUGUUAAAUCUAUAAUCGUUGGCAUUCAAUAUAGAGAU